Messenger RNA from Leucoraja erinaceus (little skate), 505 nucleotides. RefSeq names its product keratin-associated protein 21-1-like. The coding region runs from base 24 to 473 and encodes 149 amino acids. The record is from RefSeq and is a predicted model, not a curated record. The transcript is spliced from 10 exons. NCBI's taxonomy places the organism in Eukaryota, Metazoa, Chordata, Chondrichthyes, Rajiformes, Rajidae.
UGUGAUUGAGAACCAACGGAGUCAUGCAGUUUCAACGUCUCUCCAUCCUGGUCCUGGCAGCGACUGUCCUCGCCAUAACUGAGGCUGUUCCUAAAGGUUACGGCACAGGUUACGGUGGAGGUUACGGUGGAGGAUACGGUGGAGGAUACGGCACAGGAUACGGUGGAAGUAAAGGUGGAAGUCACGGUACAGGUUAUGGAACUGGGUAUGGAACGGGUUAUGGAACUGGGUAUGGAACGGGUUACGGUUCAACCUAUGGUGAUACUUCAUACGGAAGCAAAGAUGGUUAUAAUUCAGGAUACGGUAAAGGUCACAGUUCAGGAUACAAAGGUUACGGUUCAACCUACGGUGAUGAUGGAUACAAAGAUUCUGAUGGAUAUGGUACAGGGUACGGUGGUGAUGGAUACAAAUCUUCUGAUGGAUAUGGUACAGGGUACGGUGGUGAUGCAUACUAUAAUAAAUGUAAGUACUGACGUCGAUCAAAGGGUAGGGAUGACACAAAGGA